This is a messenger RNA of Aplysia californica (California sea hare), 5003 nucleotides long. Its product is annotated as acyl-CoA dehydrogenase family member 10. The transcript has 22 exons. Gene Ontology annotation, molecular function: flavin adenine dinucleotide binding; oxidoreductase activity, acting on the CH-CH group of donors. The record is from RefSeq and is a predicted model, not a curated record. The coding region runs from base 71 to 3334 and encodes 1087 amino acids. Lineage: Eukaryota; Metazoa; Mollusca; Gastropoda; Aplysiida; Aplysiidae.
AUUUCUGCUUUAUAAGUGCUUUAUCAAAGUCCAUUUCCAUGAUAGGGAGUCUGUUGGACUAUUCUGAUACAUGCUGAACGAGUAUUAUAAAUUUGACGAAAUGCAGUGUCGAGACGGUUCCCCUGACGAAAUCACUCACAGAAUGUUGAAAGCAUUCAGAGCUAUGAGUCGCUACAAGGUUGACCACAGGGCUAUGCCUGCCCUGGCCACAGUGAGAUGUUCUUCCAGUGACUCGUCGUCUCCGAAACCCAAAGCUGUGAUAUUUGACAUGGGAGGAGUUGUAGUGCCCUCUCCGUUCCAGUUAUUCAAAGAUUUUGAAAAAAGUACAGGCCUCAGUAGCGGAACUGUGUCUAAAUUCAUUGUUGCUGGUGGCAUGGAUGGGGCUUGGUCACAGCUGGAAAGUGGAAAACUGACACUGUCAGAGUUUUCUGAUAUCUUCAGCCGAGAGCUAUCCAAAGAGGUUGGAAAAGAAAUCGACACCAGUCUUCUCAUUGCGUGGAUGAGCAAAUCUGAGGAGGGCCACGCCUUCCCUGUUAUGGUGAAUGCUGUCAGGGGUGUCAAAGCACAUGGCAUGAAGACGGCUUUACUGACCAACAACUGGUUUGUCGACGAGCUGAAAACAAAGACACUGCUACCUGUGGAUCAGUCACUCUUCGAUGUGGUUGUACAGUCCUGUGUUCUUGGCUAUCGCAAACCUCAUACGAACAUGUACAGCCGAUGUGUACAGGAACUACAUGUCAAUGCCAAUGAGGCAGUCUUUUUAGACGAUUUGGGACACAACCUCAAGCCAGCUCAGGCUAUGGGGAUGCACACAAUCAAGGUUACGAGCCCCGAGCAAGCUGUGGCAGAACUGGAAAGUCUUCUUGGAAUUUCACUGAGUGGAGAAGUGCCAGGCACUACCGAGGUACCCAAACGCCUACUGCUGGAUGAAGGAAAGCUGGAGAACUAUUUAAAGUCUCUAGGACUUGAGGAUACAAACCCCCCUUUCAUCCGAGUGUUUGAACAUGGCCAGUCAAAUCCAACAUAUUUUGUUUCAUAUGGGGGUCGACGUAUGGUGCUGAGGAAAAAGCCACCUGGAAAGUUGCUCCCCUCAGCCCACGCUGUUGACAGGGAGUUUAAAGUCAUGUCAGCCGUCCAGAAGGGAGGGGUUCCAGUUCCUAACAUGAUUGCAUUCUGUGAUGACGUCAACGUGGCGGGCACACCUUUCUACUUGAUGGACUAUGUACAUGGAGCUGUGUAUAAGGAACUUGAGCUUCCCGAGAUGACUUCGCAGCGAAAACGUGACACUGUCAUGGCCAUGGUGGAUGUAUUGGUCAAGAUUCACACUGUCGAUGUGGAUGCGGUCGGCCUCUCAGACUAUGGCAAGAAAGGUCAGUACAUGGAGCGCAAUUUCAAACGCUGGGCGUCUCAGUAUGAGCUGAGCAAGACACGGGAGAUUCCAGCUAUGACAAAACUUAUGGAGUGGCUUCCUCACAAUUUCCCCAAGGAUGAGAAAGUGACAGUGGUCCACGGAGAUUUCAGGAUUGACAACCUGAUGUACCACCCUGACCGCCCUGAGGUCCUGGCAACUUUGGACUGGGAGUUAUCUACCCUUGGUGACCCCAUCUCUGACCUGGCCACUGCUUGCCUUGCGUAUUUCCUACCCAGAGACAACCCUUUGCUGCCAGGCUUGAAAGGCUGCGACCCGAAGGAGUUAGGCCUGCCCACAGUGGAUGAGGUUGUUGCGGAGUACUGCAGGCUGAGUGGACGGCCGCCCAUAGAAAACUGGGACUUUUACCUUGCCUUUGUUUUCUUCCGCAUGGCUGCCAUUUUGCAGGGGGUGUACAAGCGAGCUAUAACUGGACAAAGCAGCUCCUCAACAGGAGAAGCAGUUGGAGCUAUGGCAGAAGAAAUGGCCAACUUUGGCUGGGAAAUCGCCUCUCAGGGCCCUCCAAACUCCUCACCCAUUGGCGCGGCUAAUACCAGUGCCAACAACAGUACUGGAAGUGGCCAGAGACGACAUUUCUCCACACUGAUGGGUCACCGCCGUCCGGUUAUGUCAACGUUGGUGCGGCCUUACUCAACAAGUGGCGGUCAGGGCACAGCAGGUCAGAUGGCGGUGAAUGUGCAGGGUCUUUCUCCUCGUGUUCAGGAUCUGCACCGAAGGGUCAAGGAGUUCAUCCAGGAACACGUGGUGCCUCUGGAGUUGGUCCGCAAGCAGCGUGAGGAGAGUGGCGCCCCGCGCUGGGAAGUCAUGCCCGAACUGGAAGCCGCCAAGGAGAAGGCAAAGGCGGCCGGCCUGUGGAACUUGUUCUUGCCCGUAGAGUCGGACCCGGGGAGCAAGUAUGGAGCUGGUCUCACCAAUCUGGAGUAUGCCUUUCUCUGUGAGGAAAUGGGCAAGUGUUUCUUUGCCCCUGAGGUGUUCAACUGCAGUGCCCCGGACACAGGUAAUAUGGAGACCAUUGUACGCUACGGCACUGAGGAACAGAAAGAGAAAUGGCUGAGGCCUCUCCUGGAUGGAAAGAUCCGCUCUUGCUUUGCCAUGACAGAGCCUGCGGUCGCAUCAUCAGAUGCCACAAACAUUGAGUCCUCGAUCAGCAGAGAUGGAGAUUCCUAUAUCAUCAACGGGCACAAAUGGUGGACAUCAGGAGCCCUUGAUCCUCGUUGCAAGAUCUGUAUCUUCAUGGGCAAGACAGACAAAGGUGAAGCUAAGCAUCGCCAGCAGUCUAUGAUCCUGGUACCCAUGGACUCUCCAGGAAUCACAAUUGUUCGACCACUUAAAGUGUUUGGAUAUGAUGAUGCACCAGAGGGUCAUGGAGAGGUCAUUUUUGACAAUGUCCGAGUGCCAGCCUCCAACAUCUUGCUUGGAGAAGGUCGAGGUUUUGAGAUUGCUCAAGGUCGCUUGGGCCCUGGACGCAUUCACCACUGCAUGCGACUCAUCGGUAACGCUGAGCGGGCUUUGUCUCUUAUGGUGGACAGGACCAUGAAGCGUGUGGCGUUCGGCAAGCCACUGGCUGCUCAGGGAACCAUCCAACAGGAUGUGGCCAGGUCAAGAAUCGAGAUAGAGCAGUGCAGACUUCUGGUGCUGAAAGCCGCGUACAUGAUGGAUUUGUAUGGCAACAAGGUGGCUGCUCCAGAGAUCGCUAUGAUCAAAGUUGCUGCUCCUAACAUGGCUUUGUCUGUCAUUGAUCGGGCCAUACAGGCUCACGGUGGAGCAGGAGUGAGUGAGGAUUUCCCUCUGGCUUUUCUCUACGCUGCCGCUCGAACCCUGCGCUUCGCAGAUGGUCCUGAUGAGGUUCACCAACGAGCAGUGGCCAGGAUAGAGUACGCAAAAAUUGCUAAGGCCAAGAUAUGAGCGUUGAAUGUCAGUAUAUCUGUUAGUCUGUUUUUGUUUUUAGUAAUUAUAGAAAUACACUAAAGAAACUAUGGCCAAGAUAUAAGCACUGACUGUCGGAAGACCUACGUCUGGUAUUGUCCAUUAUAUUAGUUUCGAUUUUAGUCUUAUCAACAAAAAGUUUUCUAUCAUUUUCUUGUUUUGUAAAAGUUCAUCUGUUUGCAACGAAUUAUGUUCUUAAUUUUGUCAAGAAAAAUUAAAUAUUAUUUUCUUAUUCUUGUAAGAGUAGCCUUCCUCAUGGUAUUCAUGUCAAGUUUCUGAUGCAUAAUGUUGCAACAAUUAUACUUCAUGAGUUAUUGUCUUUGUGCUCUGCACUGAAAAAAUUAAUUAUAAAUGAUUGAUGUUCUUCUAGAGUUUAGUGCCUCCAAAAAAUGUAUAGUGAUAUUCUCCCCAUCGAUGCAGUUUAGAUCAUUUAGAAGGUGGGAUAGGACUUUGCCUGUCAGAUCCAAACUGGGCUGAGAGGGUGAUGCAAUGUCCCAGCAGAAAGACUGAGAUGCCCAAUAAAAAUUCUCCCCUCCUGUGAAUUGGACUCGGGUCUUCUGAGUGCGAUGGCGAAGCACCCAACUGCGUUACCUCAGAAGCCAGCUUAUGCCUCCUUUAGACUACUGCAUUUGUUGUUGAGCAACAGCUAACUAUACUAUUUGUCUUUCCUCUCAUUUCCUCUACCCUAAUAUGUGCCACUGAUAUGUACCACACUGAGCUAGACACUAGGAUCUCCUGCUAUUCAUCUAAAGACUGCACCAGUAUUGUGGGGAUUCUGAAGAAAUGCCUUCUUUGUUGCUAUUGCUCUGUUAUUCAUGAAGCAGCGUGUACGAGUACCUUUUUGAAAAAUCAGGACUAGUUUUUCUUUUCCAAUUUUUCCUACGUAAAGUUUAAGUUAAAGUGGCAUAAGUGCACUCUUUCAAUGUAGUAUAAAGACUACUCCAGCAGCCUUCUGGUAUUCUUUAUAUUGUUGUGAUGAUUCAUUAGAUUGCUUGUAUAAGAUCCAGAAUGUUUUAUUUUUGUCGCUUCUGUACAUAGCUUUUGUCCUGUUGAGAACAAUGAAUGAUGAUGUUAAUUAACUUUGCUCAUUUUGUUCAGAUGAAAUGUAGGAAUGACUGAAUGACCUCAAGUUUGAACGAAAUGGAAUUCCAAUGAAAUGCUAGUUGGACAGAUGUUGAAAUUUUGCAUUGUGCUAUUUACAGGACCUACGAAGCUGUUUAUUUAUAAUUUGGUUAUGUAGUCAUCGGAUUUUUUAAUUUUAGUUUUUCAUUUGCAAAGGUAGAAGAAUGGGUUUUUUUUCUUUUACUCACUCCAAUAUGUUCAAAUAAAGUGUCUUGAAAGACAAUGAUGAGUUUAAGAGAUUUUAGUAUUUCAGAUCCCAACACAGGUCCUUUUGCUUUUUCGCUGAAAGGGCUGGUCAAAGUGGAAAGCAAUAAAAAAAACUUUUUCCAUCUCAGUUGAUUUUGUCACUGUGGUUCCUGUGAUUUUGGACUCUUUUUCCAUAUAUAUAUAUAUCAUACAUAUAACCUUAGUUUUGGCAUUCAAGAUGUUUACAUUUUUAACCAAUGCCUCAUAAACAGGAGACUUCUCUCUGACCCAUCUGUUAUGUAACUUCCUUGUGGGGAGAAACUUGCAAUUUGUCCACUAA